AUGAAGUUGUUCGUUAUUUAUUCCAUUGCUUUCGUUAUGGUGGUGGAUUAUUGCAGUUCGCAACAGCAGAACUUUGAAAGGAAAAACUAUAGUCAGUCGAAAAUUGUAAAACAUGAAAAUAAUAUUGGACUAGCUAAUUAUAAUUUUGCAUACGAAACGAGUGACGGCUCGUUUAGGGAGGAAAAGGCUGAACUGAAGAAUGCUGGGAGCAAAAAUGAAGCUAUAGCCGUGCAGGGGUCUUACACGUAUGUAGGAACUGAUGGCAUAACCUACAAAGUUACUUAUGUGGCUGAUGAGAAUGGCUACAGGGCCACUGGCGAGCACCUUCCCAAGAAUCCUUCGAGAUAA
Aethina tumida (small hive beetle) is the source of this 348-nucleotide messenger RNA. RefSeq names its product endocuticle structural glycoprotein SgAbd-5-like. Gene Ontology annotation, cellular component: chitin-based extracellular matrix. Bases 1 to 348 code for a protein of 115 amino acids. Gene Ontology annotation, molecular function: structural constituent of chitin-based larval cuticle. Lineage: Eukaryota; Metazoa; Arthropoda; Insecta; Coleoptera; Nitidulidae. The record is from RefSeq and is a predicted model, not a curated record. The transcript has 3 exons.